Molecule: messenger RNA, 1261 nt
Organism: Poecilia latipinna (sailfin molly)
Lineage: Eukaryota; Metazoa; Chordata; Actinopteri; Cyprinodontiformes; Poeciliidae
Gene: rnaset2l
Product: ribonuclease T2, like
Exons: 9
Coding region: 251-1066 (271 amino acids)
Biological process (GO): RNA catabolic process
Cellular component (GO): extracellular region
Molecular function (GO): RNA binding; ribonuclease T2 activity
Source: RefSeq, a predicted model, not a curated record
UUGGUUCUGCUGGUUCUGGAGGCUCGACCCGGAUCAGCCCCUCGGUUCUGGUUUCUGAGGAAGUGUGAAUGGAAGGCCUUUUUAUAGUUUGUGAAAGUGGCGCCCCCGCUGGGCCGGAAGCAGCAGCAGCUCAGCUGCUGCUGAAUCGUCUCACUUCUUCAUUUCCAGCCGACGGAGACGCAGAUCGAGACCCGAACCUGAAUCUGCGGGGUGUGAAUACUUUCAGCUCACCGACCAGCAGCAGACCCAGAUGUCCCGCUCAGUGCUGCCCCUGCUGGUCACUCUGAGUCCGGCUCUUCUCUUCCUGCUGCUCCCUCGCGGCUCCGUGACGCAACAGGAACUGUGGAAGGACUACAAAUAUGGCCGCCACGGCGCCGAGCUGCUGCCGCGCAACUGCAGCUGGAGAUGCAUGGUGUUCACCCUGCAGUGGCCGGGGGGUUUCUGCCAGUCUUUGUACAAAGAGACUCAGUGCACGAUUCCUGAGAACAUCAGCAGCUGGACCAUCCACGGCCUCUGGCCUCUCCACGCCUUCUCCUGCUGCACCUGCUGGCCCAUCUUCCUCUCUGACCUCCAGGAGGUGGAGGAGGAGCUGAUGGAGUUCUGGCCAUCGCUCCUGAAAACCAAACCUUACUUCCAUUUCUGGAAGGAGGAGUGGCUGAAACACGGCUCUUGCGCUGCGUGUGUUGAAGGAUUCAACUCUCCUCUGAAAUAUUUCCAGAUCUGCCUGAAGCUGCGCCAUCACUUUGAUCUCUACAAGAUGCUGGCGGAAGCAGGAAUCACUCCGUCCUGCGACCGACUCUAUAAGGUUGCAGAGCUGCAGCAGGUCCUGCUGCCGCAUGUCGGACACAGACAUGAGAUCCAGUGCGUCAAAGACCAGCAGGACAGGCAGGUUCUGUUCCAGGUGAAGGUCCAGUUGACCCAGAACCUGACCGUCGGCUGUAGUCACCAUGGAGACGGCGGUCUGGGCCCCGGACUCCAGCCCUCUCUGGGCCACCCCUGCCCUCCGGACGCUCCGCUCUACUACCUCCCCAUCAACCACCAGGAGCCAUGGCGGCCCUGCGGCUGACCCGGCCCGGCCCGACAUGUCCUGCUCUGCUUUCCCUCCAGCUCGGACUCGGAACCGUCCAAAUCGAUGUUUGUUUUAGCUGUUAAAUCUAAUAAAAGGAUCCAACAGUCCGGUCCAGUUUUCUGACAGAACCUCAGAACACGCUUCGGUUCUGAUCCGACGGCUCACAUCCAAACCCAAUAAAUUCUGAUUCUC